AUGGCGAACGCCGCCCCGCAUGCUCGGACAUAUCCAACAAGGACAGACUUGAAGCAAAAUCGAGCCGGGAAUAGUCAAAACGACGCGAGCAUGUUGGCGUUUCUUUAUCCUCGAACCAAGACCGAUCUAACAACACGCCGGAUGCAGGAUGGGCGGGUUCCCAACGGCCCUGUGAGAUCUUCCCGCGCGGCGCUGCCCGCCUUUCGCUGGCCUACCCACAAAGACUUGACUUUUAUCAAGCCACCCCUCCAAGACGAGGACCUUUACGAUGCAUCAAGCCCCAAUAUCGACCGCAGCUUAGGAGAGAAAGAUGUGGAGAAGUUUCUCCGGGACACGUAUGCUAGGCUGUACGACCCACGUCUCGAUGGGACAUGGGAUGAGGCCUUGGACGCCUGGAUGCAUUGCCACAAUGGCUUGCAAAAGGCUCGGGCCGGAGAGGAAUUGUUCGAUGACGAAGUAUACCAUCUCGCCCAGAGAUUCGUAUCGUUGGCCCAGUACGGAGGUGAUACGAAGCUGGGCCCUCGCGACCAAGGAAAGUGGUUUAUUCUUCCUGCGCUUUAUGCGAUCCGGCUUGAUGAUGGUGCAAAAUGGGCUGCACCAACGAUCAAGUUGGGACACCCUGUCGUUUCAACGCCCGAAACCACGGAAAAGCUCAGGGAGAUGUUCAAGAAAGCGAAAGUCACGGUCCAUCUUGUGAACCUUCCCAGGCACUGGGCUGUGUUAUUCUACCAGCCCGCAACCGGGGCCACUUGCUAUGUCGACUCCCUUUACACCCAUCAGCCCAAGAAGAGGCGAACGGUUUACGGUAAAGAUGCAAUAAACGAUCUGAAAGGGAAAUGCAAACGGGCCAAAGAUGCCUUUCAUAAGUGGCUAGAAGAGUCAGGUCUGCCUCCUGCCAAUCCCGACAAGCACUCGUGUGCGUCGAGCCCGGAUCAAGAAGAUGGGUGGAGCUGCGGAUUCCAGGUGAUGGCCAAUAUCCUAGCAUUCAUCCGCUACGAGGCCGUCGGAUGGCACAGGAUCCCAUACUGGGCCAACCAGUGCCGGAAGUCCAGAAGGAGGGCAGUGAGAAACAUGCGCAGGGAGAUCGUCAUGUGUCUGCACAACAGUAUGGGCCUGCGACUCGGUAAUAUGCCGCUAAACGCCGCGAACGAGGAUGGCUUGCAGGGGAUGGCCAACGGCAGGGGUGACCAGCGAGAUGGCGAGAAUCUGUCUGACUCUGCGGAUGGGAUGGCGGGGGACGACUUCCAUGACGACGCGGACGGGGACGGGGAUUACGAAGACCGAACGGAUCAUUACACCGGCAAAGGCAAAAGGGCAAACCCGACGACCUGCAGAUCCGGCCGGAUAACCAGAGCGGGACAGCGAUCCCAAUCCGACGCCCCCCGACCAGCGGCCGGGGCAGCCCUCGGCCGGACAACACGGGCCCAGGAAGAGCGCGCGCGGAAGCAGCGCGACAUGGCCGCCCGCCUGGCCGAGCUGCAAGAACUGGCCAGACAGCGGUCAGACGCCAUGGCGGCGGCACUGAAAGCAGGCAAGCCAUAUACUCCACCGGACGAGGCGCCGUCGACGGGGCCUUCUGACAGGGAGGAGGACGCGCACGACGAAAGGCCUGCGAAGAGAUCUACCAGGAGUACGACCGCCGGUUCCGCGAGGGCGGAGGAUUCCAGGACGAAGGGCGCGUCGGGGAGAGGCGGUGGCAAGGCGUCGCUGAAGCGGAAGGCCGCUGAUGCUCCUCUCGUGGAGGGAGAGGAAGCCGGGAAGAAGAAGCAGCAGCAGCAGCCGCGGGGAAGACCUGUGAAGAGGAAGAAGACUGAUGGCCAGGAGGCAGAGGCCGGGAGAACGACGGCCAAGACGGCUAGGUUGCCUCUGCCUCAGUAG
Chaetomium strumarium is the source of this 1878-nucleotide messenger RNA. RefSeq lists its product as uncharacterized. The transcript has 3 exons. Bases 1 to 1878 code for a protein of 625 amino acids. The record is from RefSeq and is a predicted model, not a curated record. Lineage: Eukaryota; Fungi; Ascomycota; Sordariomycetes; Sordariales; Chaetomiaceae.